Messenger RNA from Iphiclides podalirius (scarce swallowtail), 873 nucleotides. NCBI's taxonomy places the organism in Eukaryota, Metazoa, Arthropoda, Insecta, Lepidoptera, Papilionidae. The record is from the annotation of a GenBank genome assembly.
AUGGACGACAAUCUGGCUCUGUACAUUCUUUCGAAAUUAUAUUACGAAACGUCAAUAUUAGUGAUGGUGCUGGGGAACUUAUUUAUAUGGCUAGUUGGCUGCUUGGCCAGUGGCGCCCUUUCCAGGGAGCUAAAAUCUGCCAAGCCCAUGCCAGCUAUAAGCAAUUCACUCGUUAACUUUGGCAAAAUGGACAUCUCCUUUUACUUAAACGAUAAAUUUAAAGACGUUCUUGCAAAACGAGGCUCUUUGGUGAAUCCAUCCAGUUCGUCAUUCCCUUCUUCCAUUCAUGAUUCAAAAAUAGAAGAACCAUGCCCUUGCUCCAGCCUCCGCAACUUAAAAGAUCCAUUUACCUCUCACCCAUCCGAAACUCUAAACAAAAUAUUAAUGAGCAAUGACCUAUUCUCGUUCAAUAAAGAACUCAUAUCGUCCACGCUCUGCUGUGAUUCUCACGAAGAUGUACACGAGGAAGGCGUCUUCUUUGAGUUCUCACCUACACAAAAUCAAAUGCUCGCAAAUCCCAUGCAAGCUAAUCAACUUCUAAUGCCAUCGUUAACAAAGAUUCUAGAAAACGUUUUUCCCAGAAGACCACCAACGUUCCCAGCGGAAAGUAUUAAGUCUCCAGCGAUAGAUAUACUUUUGUUUCCUAAAAGGAAACCUAUAACAGACGGAAACACCGAUUUCUUUUUAAAAAAGAAAGCGGACAUACAUCCCGUUGGCGAUAAUGAGAAAAAACGAGAAAUAGAAUUCGUUAAUUUAACACCGGCAAAAACAAACAACAUUUCUGUGAAGAAGGAUUUGGGUACAAACAAACCCAAGGAAGAAAAACCAACAGACAUGGAUAAUAGUAUUGUUAAAACUUCUACUAACAAAUCU